This is a messenger RNA of Nerophis ophidion (straightnose pipefish), 8853 nucleotides long. Its product is annotated as VPS10 domain-containing receptor SorCS1-like. Gene Ontology annotation, molecular function: protein binding. The record is from RefSeq and is a predicted model, not a curated record. The transcript is spliced from 27 exons. NCBI's taxonomy places the organism in Eukaryota, Metazoa, Chordata, Actinopteri, Syngnathiformes, Syngnathidae. Gene Ontology annotation, biological process: post-Golgi vesicle-mediated transport. Gene Ontology annotation, cellular component: membrane; Golgi apparatus. Bases 101 to 3574 code for a protein of 1157 amino acids.
GGCUCCUCCAGGUGAUGACACACAAACGCACCACUGUUGCCCUCCCGCGAAACAUGAAGCCUUCCUAUUUGGCGUGAGCGUGGGGGGGUCCUCGCCCGCGAUGGCGCUGCGUUUCGCCUUCAGCCUUUUGGUGGUCUCCUCCUCCGCCUGGAUCUCCCUAACUUCCACGCUGGACGCCGGGACUAAGCCGGACGCGAGGCGCGCUCCCCGGGGCCAGGUGGCGCACAUCGGCGCGCCCCCCCGGGAGUCCCGCGCGCUGCGGGAUUUGGCGCAUUUUGGCGCGCUUCCGACCGGGCGCUUUGGCGGAUUACCGCGCGAGGCGGGAGAAAGUUGGCCCGAGUGGGAAGGUCACGCCAAACUUUCCCGCCAAAACCAGGCGGGUCGGAGCGAGGCGGAGACGGCUCGGACGAGGAGGGACGCAGAGACCUGGUCGGAUUUGGACGCUGCCGAGCAGGAGGAGGUCCGGCUGGCCAGCUCCACGUUCGCCCUGGCCGGCGACACAGCGCACAACCAGGCCAUGGUGCACUGGUCCGGCCACAACAGCAGCGUGAUCCUCAUGCUGACCAAGUACUACGACUUCAGCGCGGGCAGAGUGACGGAAAGUUCUCUGUGGAGAUCCACCGAUUACGGGAGCACCUACGAGAAACUCAACCAGAAAGUGGGGCCCAAAACCAUCCUGAGCUACUUGUACGUGAGUCCCAACAAUAAGCGCAAGAUCAUGCUGCUGACCGACCCGGAGGUGGAGAGCAGCCUGCUCAUUAGCCUUGACGAGGGCGCGUCCUAUCAGAAGCACAGCUUAGCCUUUGAUGUCCUCAGUCUUCUCUUUCACCCCGAGCAGGAGGACUGGAUCCUGGCUUACAGCCACGACCAAAAGCUUUACGUCUCUGUGGAGUUUGGGAGGAGGUGGCAGCUGGUGCACGACGGAGUUGUCCCCAACAGAUUCUACUGGUCCAGACUGGGUUUGGACAAAGAACAAGGAACAAUCCACCUGGAGAUCAGCAUCUCUGACGGACGGUCGCAGUACAUCACUUGCAAACUCCAGAACUGCUCCGAGGGAAACCAGGGCAAGCCUUUCCCGGGGUUUAUCAUCCCCAACUCCCUGGUGGUUCAAGAUGAAUACGUUUUCAUCCAGGUGCCCGUGGGAGGCCAGCCUGUCCACUACGUGUCCUACAGAAGACACUCCUUCUACCCUGUCAAGCUCCCCAAGUACACCCUGCCUAAGGACUUGCAGAUCAUCAGCACCGACGACAACCAGGUGGUGGCCGCCAUUCAAGACUGGCACCAGAACGACUCGUACAACCUCUACAUGUCCGAGUCCCGGGGUCUGUUCUUCACGCUGAUGCUGGAGAACGUGGUGAGCAGCGGGGGACCCGAGGGCAACAUCAUGAUCGACCUCUACGAGGUUGCAGGCAUUAAAGGCGUGUUCCUGUCAAAUAAAGUUGUUGAGAACCAAGUGAAAACUUACAUCACGUACAACAAAGGCAGAGACUGGCGGCUUCUGCAGGCCCCGGCGACGGAUCUCCAGGGGAAGAGCGUGGAUUGCGAGCAACCGUACUGCUCCUUGCACCUGCACCUGCACGUGUCUGAGAAUCCCUACACCUCCGGAAACAUCGUCAGCAAAGACACGGCGCCGGGUGUUAUCAUCGCAUCAGGUGUGGUCGGACCUGAGCUGAGCACCACGAACGUCAGCAUCUUCAUCACUUUUGAUGCCGGCAACACGUGGAAAGAGGCUUUCCAGGAAGAGUACAGCGUGUUUUACCUGAACCAAGGCGGUUCUCUGGUGGCCAUCCGACACACGCCUCUGCCCAUCAGACACAUUUGGCUGAGUUUUGACCAGGGCAGAAACUGGGACAAGUUCAGCUUCACCUCCUCGCCGCUCUACGUGGACGGCGUGCUGGGCGAGCCCGGAGAGGACACCCUCAUCAUGACGAUCUUCGGUCACUUCAGUCACCGAUCCGAGUGGCAACUGGUCAAAAUAGACUUCCGCUCAGUUUUCCAACGCCGCUGCACGUCUGGCGACUACGUGACGUGGCAGCUGCACGACGAGGGGGAGGCGUGCAUCAUGGGGAUGAAGAGGAUCUUCCACAAACUGCGAGUGAACGCCAGGUGUGUGAAGGCCAGGGAUCAGUACGUCCCUCAGAUGUCCGACUCCUGCCCGUGCACCGAGGCCGAUUUUGAGUGCGAUUAUGGAUUCGAGAGGCAAGUCGACGGGAGCUGCAGUCCGGCGUUCUGGUUCGUUCCGUCGGCCACGUCCAGAGAUUGCAUCAGCGGGGACAGCUUCCUGAAUUCCACAGGAUAUCGCAAGGCUUUGUCUAACAACUGCACAGAGGGCACUCUGUUGAAGUACAGCCCCCGGCGGCAGAAGUGUCCCAGUCAGGUUCCCAGAGGCCUCCAGCUUUUCACCAGCGAGGGAACACUGGUGGCCACUCUGCACAAGAACGUCACCUUCUUGGUCUUUCUGGAAGAGGGUCUCAGCUCUACGACCAGUAUCACAAUGGACUUUGGAGACGGGACCGCGAUAUCCUACGUGAACAUCAGCUCCAUAGAAGACGGGGUCAAGCACGUGUACAGCAAAGUGGGCAUCUACCAAGUGUCCGCAACAGCGAGCAACGUCCUGGGCUUCGACCGGGUGACGCUCUACCUCCACGUCACGUGUCAACUGGAGCAGGUGCAGCUCUCGGCACCGUCCGUGGUGGAGAAGAACAAGGCGGUGAACUUCACCACGACUCUGCGGCCCAACAGCGUGGGAACAGUCACGUACUACUGGUGGUUUGACAACAAAACCGAGCCGGCCACCAGUCUGGACGGCAGGAUGUCCUUCACCUUCUCCCGGGAGGGAAGCCACGUGGUCACGGUUCAGGCUUCAGUCGGGAACACGGUGCAUCAGGACCAGAUGACUCUGGCCGUUUACGAUUAUUUCAAGUCACAAAUCGUGGCCUUCUCCUCCAACCUGGACGAGGCGAACCCCGGCCUGCCUGAGUGGCGCGAGGACAUCGGCCGUGUGGUGAAGCGCUCCGUCAUCCAGGUGACCGGGAUCAGCGAGGACCAGCUGCUGGUCUCGGUGCUCCCUGGUCUGCCCACCACUGCUGAGAUCUUCAUGGUGCCCGAGAGGAGGAGCAGAGUGGGGAACGCGGAGGGGAAGAGGACGCAUGCGGAGCAGCUCUCCCAGGUGCUGCUGAGUGCUCUCAACCAGGACCUGGUGCAGUUCCCGCUCAAGGCCGGCGUGCAGGUGAACGUCUACGCCACCAGGCUGUCGCCAGCUCCUCUGGUGGACAGCGGCGACGGCAGCCAUAGCAGCACCGCCAUCAUCAUGCUGGUGUCCGGCGCCCUGAUGGGCCUGGCUGUCUUUGCCAUAUACAAGUUCAAGAGGAAGAUCCCGGGCCUCAACCUCAACACCUACACCACGGAGCAGCCGGACAAAGAACAAGAGGUGGUCCCCACCGUCACCUCCAUGGCCGACACCAAGCCCCAGGGGGACGAGCUGGACCAGCAACCGGAUCCUAGGACCAAAGGCUACCUGCCGUCGCCGCACGCCGACGCCAAGCUCUGCGAUGAAGCGCCCCAUGUGUUUUAAUGCGGAGCGUCUCGCGGGCCACGUCCCAGCAAUACAUCUUCCCUGGCAGUUAUGCAGGCACGGUCACGAUGGAUGCUCUCCGCUGUUUUUUGCUACCCAUGCAUGGAUGGACCGCCUAAUCCCUCCGAGGAGCCUGUACAGAUUUAUACUCGCCCCUCUCUCCCCACAAACGGGACUCCUUUUUCAGAUAUUUUUCUGCAAGGACCUUGAUCUUUUUAUGUAAAUAGUGUACAGAGAGGAAGAACUGGCGAAGGAAGAAACGAGCGGAUUUGUGGUUAUAUCUUCUCGUGCUUUUUGUCUUUGUUGUUGUUUUACUCCGAGCAGCUUAUCUAAAGAAAGUGAGCGGGAGCGGCACGAUAGCCAGAUUGUUAUCGAAUGAAGGCCGGCAAUAUCCAGGAGGGGAAAGAUGGCCGUCAAGGCUUCAGAUUGUCCUGAGAGUCAUAACGGAGAUUAAAAAGUGUCUCGGCGCUGAGAUGAGACGUCUCGUCCAACUAAACGUGAUGAAAGACGCAUUUGUGUUGCAUGAUUGGAUCGUUUACGUCGAUAAAACAUUGUGUUUCCUCAACUGGUGGCCAAGGGCGUCGAUAUAUAUAUAUAUAUAUAUAUAUAUAUAUAUAUAUAUAUAUAUAUAUAUAUAUAUAUACACAUACGUAGUGAGUCGUAUUCUGCGUUGUGUACUUUUUUAAGUAAGAGACACUCCACCAUUCCGUCGUUUCAUCAUUUAUUGGCCACCUGUUUUGGAAACACAUAAACAGGUCUCUACUUUUCUGGCGGAGUGAUACCUCAUCAGCAAAAGUCCGAUAGAAGAGGAAGUAAACAACAUUCAUUAAUACAAAAAUAAUAAUUUAAAUUACAUUAACUAAAACGUUUUAUCACAAAAAAAAAAUAAUAAUCCACAAAUCCACAUACCUGUUUUGGAAACACGACACAUAAACCGGUCUCUACUUUUCUGGCGGAGUGAUACCUCAUCAGCAAAAGUCCCAUAGAAGAGGAAGUAAACAACAUUCAUUAAUACAAAAAUAAUAAUUUAAAUUAAAUUAACAAAAACGUUUUAUCACAAAAAAAAAAUGAUACACAAAUCCACAUACCUGUUUUGGAAACACUAAACACAUACACAGGUCUCUACUUUUCUGGUGGAGUGAUACCUGCGUAAAUACCAUGUGUAAUUAUGACCAAACAUUUCAAACAUUCGACGCUCUAAUCCUUACUUAACAAAAUGGUGCAUAAAAAAAUACUUAAAACAACACAUCACUUGUACCUACAACAUUAAUGUUUUAACUUUUAAAGUAUUAGGAAAGUUUAGAAAUAAUAUUUACACAAGAAACACAGAGCAAUGAAGAACUAUUACCUCAUUAGCAAAAGUCCGAUAGUAAAGGAAGUAACUAUCCCAAAAAAAACGCAGAGUCACUUCCUCCACCGGACAUCCGGUUCUUCAAAAUAAAACCAAUGCUUCAAAAUAAAACAUAACACCCUGUCUCGUUCAGAAUAUAGCGCAACAACAUCACACUAUUAUAUAUAUAUAUAAAAAUAUAUAUAUAUAUAUAUAUAUAUAUAAACAUUGACUUUAAUGCAGAAAAGAAGAAAAAUGUCCAAAAAACCCCAACCCAAAACAGAUAGAAAAUGUAGAAUAACAUAACAUAAACAUGGAUGCACACAACAUUGUGGAGUGACCACCUAUCACAGUUAAAAUAUACUUCAAGGGUAAUUGAAUAAAUAGGACUAUUGUGGAGCAAUGUUAAACAAAAUUAAACGUCAUGUUACGCUCAAGGACACAAAUAUAGCUGCACACAACAUUGUGGAGCGACCGCCUAUCAAAGUUUACCGGUGGAUUAAAAUGUAUGUCAAAGGGAAACUAAAUAGGUAGGACUGUUGCAGAGCAAUGUUAAACAAAAUGAAAUGUCAUGUUACUCUCAGGAACACACAUAUAGAUGCAUACAACAUUGUGGGGUGACCUCCUGUCAAAAGUAUACUGGUGUACUAAAGUGGUGUACUAAAGUGUGUACUAAAGUGUGUACUAAAGUGACUACCAUGGAGAAAUGUUGAACAACAUAAAAAGUAAUGUAACUCUUCGGAGCAUAGAUGUAUACAACAUUGUGGAAUGACCACCUGUCAAAGUUUACCGGUGGAUUAAAAUGUAUGCUAAAGUUAAAUGAUUACAUAGGACUACCAUGUAGAAAUCUUAAACAAAAUUAAAAGUUGUGUAACUCUCCGGAACAUAGAUCUAUACAACAUUGUGGAGCGACCACCCGUUAAAGUUUACUGGUGGAUUAAAAUGUAUGCCAAGGGAAACUGAUUACAUAGGACUACCAUGGAGAAAUGUUCAACAAAAUUAAAAGUCAUGUAACUCUCCGGAACAUUGUGGAGCGAUCACCUGUCAAAGUUUACUGGUGUAGUAAAAUGUAUGCCAAGGGAAACUGAUUACAUAGGACUAUAAUGGAGAAAUUAGGAAAGUCAUAUAAGUCCUCAAAACAAAUGUGGAUGCCUACAACAUUGUGGAGCCACCACCUAUCAAAUUUUAGUGAAUUGAAUUGUAUGCCAAGUUAACUGAAGACAUAGGACUGUUGUGGAGCAAUGUUUAACAAAAUGAAGUCAUGUAACUCUACGGGACCUAAACACAGGUGCACACAACAUUGUGGAGCGACCACUUCUCAAAGUUUACUGAUGGAUGAAAAAAUAUGCUAAGGGAAACUGAAUAGAUUUGACUAUGAUGGAGAAAUGUUAAACAAAACUAAAAGUCAUGUAACUCUCCAGAACAUAGAUGUAUACAACAUUGUGGAGCGACCACCUGUCAAAGUUUUCAACUGGAUUAAAAUGUAUGCCAAGGGAAACUGAUUUCAUAGGACUACCAUGUAGAAAUGUUGAACAAAAUUAAAAGUCAUUUAACUCUCCGGAACAUUGAUGUAUACAACAUUGUGGAGCGACUACCUGUCAAAGUUUACUGGUGUAGUAAAAUGUAUGCCAAGGGAAACUGAUUACAUAGGACUACCAUGUAGAAAUGUUGAAAAAAAUUAAAAGCCAUGUAACUCUCCGGAACAUACAUGUAUGUAUACAACAUUGUGGAGCGACCACCUGUCAAAGUUUACUGGUGUAAUACAAUGUAUGCUAAGGGAAAUUGAUUACAUAGGACUAUCAUGGAAAAAUUAAGAGAAAUGAAUCAAUCAUAUAACUCCUCAAAACAUAAAUGUGGAUGCCUACGACAUUGUGGAGCGACCACUUAUCAAAGUUUGAUGAAUUAAAUUGUAUCCUAAGGUAAACUGAAGACAUAGGACUGUUGUGGAGCAAUGUUAAACACAUUUAAAAGUCAUGUAACUCUCCGGGACAUAUACACCGAUGCACACAACAUAGUGGAGCGACCACUUCUCAAAGUUUACUGGUGAAUGAGAAUGAAAGACAAGGGAAACUGAAUAGAUUUGACUAUGAUGGAGAAAUGUUCAACAAGAUGAAAAGUCAUGUAACUCUCCGGAACAUAAACAUAGAUGCAUACAGCAUUGUGGAGCGGCCACCUUUCAAAGUCUGCGUGUGUAUUAAAAUAUAUGCCAAGGGAAACUGAUUACAUCGGACUACCAUGGAUAAAUGGUCAACACAAUUAAAAGUUAUGUAACUGUCCGGAACAUAGAUGUAUACAACAUUGUGGAGCGACCACAUGUCAAAGUUUACUGGUGUAUUAAAGUGUAUGACAAGGAAAAUAGAUUACAUAGGACUACCAUGGAGAAAUUUGAACAAAAUUAAAAGUCAUGAAUCUCUCCGGAACAUAGAUGUAUACAUCAUUGUGGAGCAACCACUUCUCAAAGUUUACUGGGGAAUGAAAAUAUAUGCCAAAGGAAACUGAAUAGAUUUGACAAUGAUGGAGAAAUGUCAAACAAGAUGAAAAGUCAUAUUACUCUCCGGAACAUAAACACAGAUGCAUACAACAUUGUGGAGGGACCACCUGUUAAAGUUUACUGGUGGAUUAAAAUGCAUGCCAAGGGAAACUGGUUACAUAGGACUACCAUGUAGAAAUGUUAAACAAAAUUAAAAGUUGUGUAACUCUCCGGAACAUAGAUGUAUCCAACAUUGUGGAGCGACCACCUGUUAAAGUUUACUGGUGUAUUAAAAUGUAUGCCAAGGGAAACUGAUUACAUCGGACUACCGUGUAGAAAUGUUAAACAAAAUUAAAAGUCAUAACAUAAAUCGGAACAUAAACAUAGAUGCAUACAACAUUGUGGUGCGACCGCCUUUCAAAGUCUGCUUGUGUAUUAAAAUCUAUGCCAAGGAAACUGGUUACAUAGGACUACCAUGUAGAAAUGUUAAACAAAAUUAAAAGUUGUGUAACUCUCCGGAACAUAGAUGUAUACAACAUUGUGGAGCGACCACCUGUCAAAGUUUACUGGUGUAUUAAAAUGUAUGCCAAGGGAAACUGAUUGAGUCGGACUACCAUGUACAAAUGUUAAAACAAAAUUAAAAGUCAUAACAUAAGUCGGAACAUAAACAUAGAUGCAUACAACAUUGUGGAGCGACCGCCUCUUAAAGUCUGCCUGUGUAUUAAAAUAUAUGCCAAGCGAAACUGAUUACAUAGGACUACCAUGGAGAAAUGGUCAAUAAAAUUAAAAAGUCACGUAACUCUCAGCAACAAUUGUCAAGUAGAUGCACACAACAUUGUGGGGUGACCUUCAAUAGCGUGCGGGGAACUCGUUUGCAAUGUCCAGCAGGCUUUAAACGUUUGCGGGGUGUGGCCAUUAUUUGAGGAAAUACCCAAAUUCCCAGCAAUUACAUCCCAUUUGCUCCAUUGUUUCAAAUGAUUACAUUCUUUAAUUCCAACGAAGAAGGAUCAUGUUUUCUCAAGGAAGCCAAAAAGGACAAUCUGAGGUCAUCCCUCCAGGGGUUGGCGGAAAAAAAAAACGCGGCUCCGUCGCCGCCGGGCCUGCGAAGACGCUCCCAAGACGUAUGUGCUGUCAAGUAGGCUCCGCCCACGCUCUGAACUGCGGUCAGCGGUUGUCUCUCCCGGAUGAACGCCCGUCCAACUGGCGUUUGAAGCCUUGACGUGCGGGUAAGAAGGAUGGCGUGGCGCCGCGGGGAAGAAACCGACUUGAGGUCUUCAACGCUGAGAAGUUUCUGCUCUUUUUCACGAUUUGCAUGAAGCCUUUUUUUCUACGGUCGGUAAACUGUUUACUUUCAUUCCGACUCAGUUGUGUGAUGAUGCUUGUUACUUCUUGUUGUUGUUGUUGAGGUUUUUUUCCAUGCAGAGAUGUAACCGUGGUUACAGAAUAAAUCCAACACCUUUAAACGGUGUCUUCAUUCUG